Messenger RNA from Colletotrichum abscissum, 579 nucleotides. Its product is annotated as transporter particle component. NCBI's taxonomy places the organism in Eukaryota, Fungi, Ascomycota, Sordariomycetes, Glomerellales, Glomerellaceae. Gene Ontology annotation, cellular component: cytosol; cis-Golgi network membrane; TRAPP complex. The transcript has 4 exons. The record is from RefSeq and is a predicted model, not a curated record. The coding region runs from base 1 to 579 and encodes 192 amino acids. Gene Ontology annotation, biological process: endoplasmic reticulum to Golgi vesicle-mediated transport; intra-Golgi vesicle-mediated transport.
AUGGCCGCAAGCAAGGCAACCCGCUUGGGAGAGGAAAUCUGGAAAACCCGCAUAGACAAAGUCAACGCCGAGCUCGUCACCCUCACCUACGGAACAAUUGUUGCGCAGUUGUGCAAAGAUUACGAUAGCGACUAUGUCGAGGUCAACAAGCAGCUGGACAAGAUGGGAUACAACAUCGGCCUUCGUCUCAUUGAGGAUUAUUUGGCAAAGUCGAAUACAAUGAAGAGAUGCGCAAACUUUCGCGAGACCGCAGACGUCAUUGCAAGAGUCGGCUUCAAGAUAUUUCUAAACAUCACGCCACAGGUGACCAACUGGACGACGGACAACAAACAGUUCUCGCUUGUGUUUGACGAAAACCCUCUCGCAGACUUUGUCGAGCUGCCCGAUGACGAGCGAGCGCAGGAUGAGCUCUGGUACUCCAAUAUCUUUUGUGGAGUCUUGCGGGGAGCUCUUGAGAUGGUGCAGAUGCAGGUCGAAGCGCACUUCAUCAGUGACGUUCUGCGAGGCCAUGACACGACCGAGAUGAGGGUGUCAUUAGUGCGGUACAUUGACGACGAGCUUCCCCCCGAAGAUGACUAG